AUGGCGGACCAGGAUGCACAUGAAGAACAGCCACGGCGUUCUUCUAGUUUGGAAAGGAAACGGCCCAGUGUUGACGAUGUCAAGAGGGAUAAAAAGAGGAGCAAAGUAGUUACUGCUAACCAGGCCGGCUCUCCUCGUGACUCGCCAGCGCCGGCUGGUGGCGACGAUGUGGGUUGUGCCGGCAGUGUGUACAACAACCCCGUGCCUGGACCUUCAUCUUCUGAUAAAUUAGACACACUUACUUCGCUCUUGAGUGGCCUGAUUGACAAGCUUGAUAAGGGUCACGGUUCCUCUAUGAAUAAUGAUUCCCCUGUUGCUGGUGGUUUUCAUGAUAUGUCCUCCUCUGAUGAGGAUUGUGUUGGGGCUGAGAAUGAUAACUACUGCUCAGACCCUCUCGAUAGUUUGGACACUUUCGACUCUGCCGUUCCUACAGUACAGUCAGCUGUUGACGAUGCUUCCUUUCUCAGAGCUCUGGAUGAUUUCUCUGAUUGUUUUCAUGGUGAUGAGCCUAAAGGUGACCCUAUUUCUGAUCGUUUGGCCUCUAUUUUAAGUGUCAGUCUCAGGCGACGUCCAAAUAGUGAUACUGUGAAAUCUACUUGUAAUCGUUUGAAAGUGCCAAGCAACGUACCGAACAUGACAGUACCUGAAACAAACUCGGCUAUCACUAAGGCUAUGAACAUUGGAGACAAUUUUGUCGGGGGAAAAAUUUUCCUACACAGGUCUCAGUGGCAAUGUUUAACUAAUGACAAGUGGAUAUUGGAUGUAGUGUUGGGUAAUUUUAUUGAAUUUGAGAGGUUGCCUGUGCAGAACUCCAUCCCGAAACCUCUUCAUUUUUCUGCUGCACACCAGUUUGCCUUAGAUGUUGCUUUACAAGCUUUUCUGAAAAAGAAAAUAAUUGAGAGGUGUCAGGAUGGGAAUUCUCCAGGUUUCUUCUCUAAUGUUUUUCCUACUUUUAAGAAGGAUGGCUCGGCCAGGGUUAUUUUGAAUUUGAGAGAUUUCAAUAUCUUUGUUAAGUAUUUUCACUUCAAACUGGACUCUAUUCACAAUGUUAUUCAGCUGGUCCAUCCUAACUGUUUUUUCAUGACUGUAGAUCUGAAAGAUGCUUAUUUCUCUGUACCGGUGAGACCCAAGGAUAGGAAAUGGUUAAGGUUUAUUUGGCAAAAUGAGACCUUCCAGUUCACUUGUUUACCACAGGGACUGACUUCCGCCCCUCGUAUCUUCACUAAACUCUUAAAACCAGUUUUGUCUCAUUUGAGGAAGCUUGGGAUUACAGUCUCCUGUUAUAUAGAUGAUUGCAUUUUCAUUGCCGAGUCAGAGAAAGUACUUAUUGACAAUGUGAGGAGAGACCGCAUUAAGCAACAAGGUAGUUCUUUGCUUAAAGGAGGCACCAGUUUGCAUGCCUUAGCGGUGUUUAUUGGCUUUGCCGUUGCCUCUGAUCCUGCAGUGACUUUAGCUCCCCUGAGAUACAAAUAUCUAGAGAUUGUCAGAAACAAUGAAUUGGUCAAACAUAAAGGCAAUUAUGGUGCAAUAAUUACAUUAGAUGAUCAUGCCAAGGAUUUGGUUCGAUGGUGGGUGGACAAUAUAGAUUCCCAAUCAAAAUCUUUGUUAUGGUCUCCCCCUCAUGUUGAAUUGAAAACGGAUGCUUGUUUGACUGGUUGGGGUGCAAUAUGUGGUAAUGUGAGUACUGGAGGUCAGUGGAGCCAAGAUGAAUUAGACCACAUUAAUUCUCUGGAACUUAAGGCCAUUUUACUAGGUCUGCAAUCAUUAUGUAAGGAUUAUAGCCAAGUGGGAAUUUCCAUACGAUCGGAUAAUACUACAGCUGUUGCUUGUCUAGAUCGGGGUGGUAGUACUAAGUCCAGCCUCAAUAAGCUGACAGAAGAGAUCUUUGCCUGGGCUUUGGCUAGAGGUAUUACUUUGUCAGCAAAGCACAUCAAAGGACUUGAUAAUGUGGAGGCAGACAAAGAAUCUAGGAUUAAGAAUUUGGAUACCGAGUGGAUGUUGACACCUCAUAUUUUCAGAAUGCUUUGUGGGAAGUUUUUUACACCAGAUACUGAUCUUUUUGCAUCCAGAAUUAAUGCUCAAUGUAAUUGGAAGGGUGUUGAGGAAAAUUCGGGAGGACGAGGCAACUGUGAUGUCAAUCCUGCCUCUUUGGCCAACUCAGGGUUGGUUUCCGUUUGCACUGAUGUUGUUGGCAGAAUCACCGGUCCUGCUCCCUCGAGAGUGCCUGGUGUUGCCUCAAGAUCCGAGCCUCACACACCCACAGGCACCCAAGUUGAGAAUGGCUUCAAUGAUCCUCUCGGGCAAUCCUUUGAAAACCGAGGUCUUUCGAAGGAAGUUGCCGAAUUUCUCCUUAGAUCAUGGAGACACGGUACAAAAUUGCAAUAUGGGUCUCAUAUCAAGAAGUGGGUGUCAGUUUGUGUCAGCAGGGAAAUUGAUCCAUUUUUACCACCUUUGAAAUUUCUGCUAGAGUAUCUGUUAAUUGAGUUUAACAAAGUCAAUGGACGGAGCUAUAGUACCAUGAAUUCCAUUCGAUGUGCCAUUUCAGCUAUUGCCACUAUUGACGACAAACCUUCAGGCCAACAUCCUUUAGUUAGAAGAUUCAUGAAAGCAGUUUUUCAGGUUAGACCUUCUUUCCCGAGGUGUACUUCUAUCUGGGAUCCAGAGAUAGUCCUGAACCACAUUCGAAGUUUAGGAAUGAAUGAUUCUCUAUCCUUACUUCAUUUGUCUAAAAAAUUGAUAAUGUUGAUGCUUUUGGUGUCUGGCCAAAGGGGCCAGACCCUUCACCUGCUUGACACCAGAAACAUGACCAUUUCCGCAGAUAGGAUUUCGUUUACUAUAGGUGAUCUACUCAAAACUUCCCGACCAGGUAACCAUCUCUCAGAAAUUGUUUUUACGGCUUUCACACCAGACAAACAUUUAUGUGUUUAUACUGCCAUGUUGUGUUAUUUGAAAAGGACUGAUAGUAUCAGGGGUAGUUUUACUAGGUUUUUCCUUACUUCCAAACCCCCUAUUAGAGUUGCCUCUAGGGACACGUUACGUCGGUGGACGAGAGCCAUUAUGAAAGAUGCUGGUAUUGAUCUUUCUGUGUUUGUUCCUCAUUCCACCAGAAGUGCUUCCACAAGCAAAGCAUCAAUGUCUCUUCCUCUGUCUGUUAUUUUGGAAACUGUGGGAUGGUCUCGGGAAUCCACCUUUGCCUUACAUUAUAAAAAACCUCUGUGUAAGCAGGGACGGUUUGGAGAAGCAGUGUUAUCUUGA
This is a messenger RNA of Portunus trituberculatus (swimming crab), 3255 nucleotides long. RefSeq lists its product as uncharacterized. Gene Ontology annotation, molecular function: DNA binding. The transcript has 4 exons. The coding region runs from base 1 to 3255 and encodes 1084 amino acids. Gene Ontology annotation, biological process: DNA recombination; DNA integration. Lineage: Eukaryota; Metazoa; Arthropoda; Malacostraca; Decapoda; Portunidae. The record is from RefSeq and is a predicted model, not a curated record.